Messenger RNA from Paramisgurnus dabryanus, 1937 nucleotides. It is a transcript of the gene ppil2, whose product is annotated as peptidylprolyl isomerase (cyclophilin)-like 2. NCBI's taxonomy places the organism in Eukaryota, Metazoa, Chordata, Actinopteri, Cypriniformes, Cobitidae. Gene Ontology annotation, biological process: protein peptidyl-prolyl isomerization; protein folding; protein polyubiquitination. The record is from RefSeq and is a predicted model, not a curated record. Gene Ontology annotation, cellular component: catalytic step 2 spliceosome. Gene Ontology annotation, molecular function: ubiquitin protein ligase activity; peptidyl-prolyl cis-trans isomerase activity.
ACACAGACCGGAAGUGUGUGUUUUAAACAGUCGCGUUUGGAGUGUUGUUUGUUUAUACGUUUCGUAUACAUUUUAAUCGCUUAUUUGUUACCUUUCGGCACUCAAAAUGGGUAAAAGACAGCAUCAAAAAGAUAAAAUGUACAUUACAUGUGCAGAGUACACGGAGUUUUACGGAGGAAAGAAAACAGUAAUACCUCAAGGCAAUUUCAGGCGACUGCCCUUUGAUCAUUGCAGUCUAUCUCUUCAGCCCUUUGAGUAUCCUAUGUGUACAGAAGAGGGAGUUGUGUUUGAUUUAAUGAGCAUAGUGCCCUGGAUUAAGAAGUAUGGCACCAACCCCAUUACUGGAGAGAAACUUGAAGCUAAGUCCCUCAUCAAGCUUAACUUCAGCAAGAACAAUGAUGGGAAGUACCACUGUCCUGUGCUGUACAACGUCUUCACAAACAACUCGCACAUUGUGGCCAACAAAGUCACAGGCAAUGUGUUCUCAUACGAGGCCGUUGAACAGCUUAACAUCAAGACAAAGAGUUACAAAGAUCUGCUAACUGAUGAACCCUUCAAACGGCAGGAUCUCAUCACGCUGCAGGAUCCGACAAAUCUGGAUAAAUUCAAUGUCUCCAACUUUUUCCAUGUUAAAAACAAUUUGAAAGUCCUUGACCCUGAUGAGGAGAAAGCCAAACAGGACCCAGCGUAUCAUCUGAAAAGCACCAAUCUAGAGACGAGAGAAACACUGGCAGAGCUUUACAGGGAUUAUAAAGGAGAUCAGCUGUUGGCUUCCACCAUGAAAGAGCCAGAAACCAAGAAAACCGACAAACUCAAUGCUGCUCACUAUUCCACAGGACGAGUUUCUGCCUCUUUCACAUCCACAGCUAUGGCUCCAGCCACCAUCCAUGAAGCAGAUGCUAUUGCCGAUGACGCCGUUCGAUACCAGUACGUUAAGAAGAAAGGCUACGUUCGCAUGCACACCAACAAAGGAGAUUUGAAUCUGGAGUUACAUUGCGAUAAGGUCCCUAAGGCUGGAGAAAACUUCAUUAAACUGUGCAAGAAAGGAUAUUACGACGGCACCGUCUUCCACCGGUCUAUUCGAAAUUUCAUGAUUCAAGGAGGAGACCCCACAGGCACGGGUACAGGCGGUGAAUCUUUUUGGGGGAAGCCGUUUAAGGAUGAGUUCAGACCCAAUCUGUCCCACACGGGUCGGGGGAUUCUGAGUAUGGCUAACUCGGGACCCAACACAAAUAAAUCCCAAUUCUUCAUAACAUUUCGCUCAUGCACAUACCUGGACCGGAAACAUACUGUGUUUGGAAGAGUGGUUGGUGGUUUUGAGACCCUGACGGCAAUGGAGAAUGUUGAAAGUGAUCCUAAGACAGACAAACCCAAGUCUGAGAUAAAGCUGCUGACUGCUUCAGUAUUCGUGGAUCCCUAUGAAGAAGCAGACGCACAGAUUGCCGCCGAGAGGGAGAAAGAAUUGAAGAAAGAGGAAGAAGAGAAAGCACAAACGUCCGCUUCGACCAGCAAAGCAAAAACGGAAGCUCCGCCGAAAACCUUCAGAUCAGGAGUGGGCAAAUACGUCAACAUGGCGGCCACGAAACAUUCACACCCAGACAGUGAAAAACCUUCCACCAGUGAAGCACCUGCCAAGAAACCCAAAGGCAGAACAAGUUUUGGAGACUUCAGUUCCUGGUAAAACCUUGAUGCACAGGAUUCUGGGUUGAUUCUGAGGUAUUGGACAGAUCACAACACUGUGCAGUGUCUGUUUUUUUUCAUCUUAUGUGUUUUUUUUUGUAUUUGAGUGAUGACAGAUAAGAUUUUAAGAUGAUUCGGUUUCAGAGAUUCUUUAAGUUAAAAACAAUUAAUUCACCCUGUAAAUAAAGCUAGUAAUUUUCGGCUAUGUAAUAUGAUGUCAUCUCUCUGGUAAUAAAUGCAUUUUGUUAUAAAAUUAA